CGGCCGAGAUUAAGCUUUCCCACUAAGCCUUCCAAGUUACUGAUCAAGUUUCCCUUUUGACCUGUUCUUUUGCCUUUCCAUAUACAUACACAGCCAUACUCUUGCUUUCUCUUCAUUCUGGAAACCGCCUUUUGGCUUUAUCUUUAGGACACGCAACCUACUGAUUCUUCUUGCCUGAGAUAGAGCAAAAAUUAAGGAAGGAAGAAAAUGCCAGGAGAUAGGAAGAUAGGAGUGGCUAUGGACUUCUCAUGUAGCAGCAAGAACGCUCUUAAGUGGGCUAUAAAUAACUUGGCUGACAAGGGUGACAUCCUUUACAUCAUCCACAUCAAUCCUAACUCUCUCGAUGAGUCUCGCAACGCUCUCUGGGCCAAAUCUGGUUCUCCACUUAUUCCUUUGACAGAGUUUAGAGAGCCAGAGACUCUGAAGAAGUACGAUGUUAAAACUGAUAUUGAAGUUCUUGACAUGCUUGACACUGCUUCUAGACAAAAAGAGAUAAACGUUGUCACAAAACUGUAUUGGGGAGGAGAUGCUAGAGAAAAGAUUCUUGAUGCUAUUGAAGAUCUAAAACUUGACUCUUUGGUUAUGGGAAGCAGAGGACUUGGAACUGUUAAAAGGAUUAUCUUGGGUAGUGUGAGCAACUAUGUUAUGACACAUGCACCUUGCCCUGUUACCAUCGUCAAGGAAUCACCAAGGUCCAGCAAGCACUGAUAAGUUAAUGUAUUUCGAAGUUGAUUUACAAAAAAUAAUUUGAUUAAAUAGUGUUGAGAUCCGAGUGUAUGCUUUUAUCUGCUGUUCCUGUUUGGUUGAUCAUGUUUACUAUGUAGGCUAAGGAGUAAAGGUUUGUACCAAAUUCUUAAAUGUGUUACUGUGUCAGUCAAUGGAUUGUUCUGGAGAUAAAUAUCAAUUUGUAUCUUUGGUAUAGAUUUCACGCCCUACCAUUGAAAUCA
Durio zibethinus is the source of this 947-nucleotide messenger RNA. Its product is annotated as universal stress protein PHOS32-like. The record is from RefSeq and is a predicted model, not a curated record. Lineage: Eukaryota; Viridiplantae; Streptophyta; Magnoliopsida; Malvales; Malvaceae.